AUGUAUGAAUGUAUGCAAGGCCGGCCAGAGAUGAGUUUCAACGCAGAUCAGCCGGUUCAAGACCAGCCAAAACGGCGCAGAUAUCGAAUCCCUCGUAGUUGCGAUCGAUGCAGGAUUAGUAAAGUGAAGUGUGUCCUUGAAAAUGACGGCUGUAAUAAUUGCGCCAGGCUUGGUGUGUCGUGCACGUUUGCCAACCCGGGGAGCCUCCAGGCGAGACCUCCAACAGUCAAAGAUUUAGAUCAGCUGACAGCUCGUAUCAGAUCUUUGGAGCGACUUCUCCACGCGGUGGACCCCACACUAGACCUCAACGACUUGCCGGAUCCCAAUAAGCUCGUGUCACAGUCCAGAGGCGCACUCAAACUUGCCGCUCAAUCGCCCGCUGAAUCAUCAUCUCACUCAGUAAUUCGCUCUGCUCAAACUAGUGCACAACACCCGUAUCAAUCCCAGCUUUCGGCCGUUAUUGCCGAGAUUCACGGCGUGGAAGCUACCAACCCCCCUGUCACCCGCAAUCAUUGGACUCGGUCGGAUAAGAGCCAGCCGAUGUCCAAAUGUAUCGGUGUGACCAUAUCACCAGACCAGUAUAUCGGCCCCAACUCCGGCUUAAGCAUAGUUGAUCCAGCAGCAUUUGGAAUUCCCGUAACGCCUUCUUGGGGUGUUGGCGCGCUACAUCCGGUUGAUGAAUACCUUCGCCUUCGCUAUGAGGAAUAUGUUUCGAGUACGAGAUGUUUCUACCCAGAGCCUGAUUUGGAGCUUGAUCUUCUCAAGAUUUACUUUCAGCAUUUCCACCCACUCGUCCCAAUCGUACAUCCGGCAACGUUUUAUCAUCUUCAUAAAUCUGGACUUGCGGAGACCGACCGUACUUUCAGAUCUCUUUGUCUGAUAAUGUUUUCCAUCGCCAGCAGAUGGUCAAUGGAUCCUAGGCUUCAAUUUGACUUGAGCGGCAGGCCACAGCCCUGCCGACAGUUUGCCGGCAUGCCUUAUGGUUACGCUGGUUAUAUAGGCCUGUUCCAACCUGGCUACGAUCGCACUAGCCUUCUCCACUUGCAGGCUUUUGUACUGCUAACAAUUGCCUCACUUGGUGCACUUCAACCUACGGCCACCUGGUUGUUGGCUGAGCAGGGUCUGCUACGUGCACAAGAAUGCGGUGCUCAUCGUGAAGUGCACUAUCUGUGGAACGCUGAUCCUCUUCAGGACUAUCUACGGCGUCAGGCUUUCUUCCAGCUGUACGAACUCAAUCACAGAGUGAGCAAUGCAUUGAACAGGUCGCCUCUUUUACACCAGGAUGACUUCGAUCUUGAGCCCGCUCAUGUCGAGCGCGGUGAUCUGCUAGGCAUAUUUGUGAAUCCAUAUUCGACCAUCAGUCCCGCAAUUCACGAUGCCUGUGUCGCAUUUGAUGGAGUAAGAGUAUUGCUGUUGCAACUCGGUCAUCUCCGGUCCAUGCUACCCCUUCUACUCCAAAUGCAAGCUAGUACGAAAGCUUCCAAGGGAGCUGGAUCGAUCAAAUCCUUGAAAGGACUGGUCGACCAGCUGGAUGUCAAUGCUUGCAAAUUGUUCGACAAAGUGCCUGCGAUUUUCAAACGGCCCGAUAUCGAAAGCUCUGCGGAAAUGUUGAUGUUUUCGGUGACUGCCAUGACUUGCUAUCAAAGAUUCCAGCUUUUGAUACACCAAACAUUAUUUCAUUACCAAGACGAUCAACCAGACCGCAAGACGCUCAACAUCAACCCGCACAUCAAUAGAUGUGUCGAGUUUGCGAUUUCGACAAUCCAAGCAAUCAACAAACUGCGACUUCGGAAGCUGUUAAUGGCGGGGUUUUAUUGGUUACCGACUGACCUUAUUUCGACGGUCGUUGUAUUAGCUUGUUCCAUCAGGAAACAGAGAAAGUUGAUUAGUCCUCAUGAAAAUCAAGUGAGACGUGACAACAUUCUUUUGGCAAUUGCGGUUUUGGACGAUCUGGCUUCUGAAAUUCACACAGCAGCAGCAUAUAGCAAAAUGUCAAACAUAAUGUAUAACUUACUAGACACCGAGAAUCCCUCAGUUAUAGACUCCCUCAAAUCACCAGCUGAAGAGCACCAGGAUGGGAAUCAACGCUCCAGUCUAUCCUCCCCCGUGGAUUCUCCCACGGUAUCAACCUUGGCCCCGAUCAGCAGCUAUUCUUAUAGCACGAACCACAUGACCACUGGCGAGAAUGAUUUGCGGGACUACGAUAGGAAGAAUUCGUGGGAUCCACUGGAAAUCUCCGCUGUCACGUACGACGCUGCGGCUUUAGAUCAUCCUUUCUACAAUCCCCAUCUUCCACCCCCUAACUGCGUUCCUACCUUCCUCGCCUGA
Molecule: messenger RNA, 2328 nt
Organism: Puccinia triticina
Lineage: Eukaryota; Fungi; Basidiomycota; Pucciniomycetes; Pucciniales; Pucciniaceae
Exons: 8
Coding region: 1-2328 (775 amino acids)
Biological process (GO): DNA-templated transcription; regulation of DNA-templated transcription
Molecular function (GO): DNA binding; DNA-binding transcription factor activity, RNA polymerase II-specific; zinc ion binding
Source: RefSeq, a predicted model, not a curated record